Eupeodes corollae is the source of this 2834-nucleotide messenger RNA. RefSeq lists its product as uncharacterized. The record is from RefSeq and is a predicted model, not a curated record. NCBI's taxonomy places the organism in Eukaryota, Metazoa, Arthropoda, Insecta, Diptera, Syrphidae. The transcript is spliced from 15 exons. The coding region runs from base 83 to 2710 and encodes 875 amino acids.
UACCUUGAAACUUAAGAAAAAAUCGAAAGAAAAAUACAUAUUUACAUUUCCGGAUCCUACUUGUUAUAAGAAAGUUCAAAAUAUGCGAUUGUUUGAAUUAAUUUUGCAAAAUAUUUCACCACGGCAAAUUGCCCGAGAAGUAACCUCAUCAAUAGUAAAUGCAAGAGGAGGAAACAUUAUCACGGUCACAGCUAAAAACCUCCUUCAUUCCAUAAUGGAUGCAAUUGGCUAUAAUUAUUAUGUAUCAACAAUUGAAAUAGAAUCGUUAAAUUUCCAAUGGCUCGAUCAAGAAGCUAUGGCUUAUAGUUUUUCUUAUGACUACAAUAACUUUGAUCGCUUUCAACAAUUUCUCGAGGAAAUAUGCAAGGAAAUGAAUGACAAAAAUCUUAAAGAAGAACUCAUUGCAAUUAAUGAGAUAUUUUUGAGUUUUUGUUAUUCCAUCGUCGAUGAACAAUGGGAGAAUAGAUUUUGGGAACCAUUUUCACUCAUAAGUUAUUCUCUUCUUAUAUCGAUGCAUAAAAUAAGAAAAAGUCUUACCGCCGCCGGCGAUGCCAACUUGGUCUUGGAUAGACUUUGUCAUAAGUUGUUUGAAAUCGCUCAAAAAGGACUUGGACAUCCAGAUUCUCAUCCGACUAUAUUGAAGGGAUUGAGUGUACUUUUGGGAAGAGACUACAAUUAUUUCUCCUCUCAUAAUCCCAAUAUUUUCAAAUUUUAUUCAAAUUGUAUGGAAUACGAAUUUUGCCGAACAAGCGGAGCACUUUUUGUUUAUAUGCAAAAUGCUCUUGAGAACACAAAUGUACCCGAUGAGGAAAAGAGGAAUCUUGUGAAUUAUUUAACUGAUCCAGAUAUGAUUAAAGUUUAUUGUGUAUUUGCUCAACAAUUUUCAAAAAAUCAAGUCUUCUGUUUACUUAAGUUUCUCAACUCAUUGCUAAGUCAUCUUCCUCUCUUAGAAUGUUUUUCAAGAGAUCAAGUUCACAUCAUUUUAAGCAAUGCUCUGAAUGAUAGCAACAAAGCUCGUGUCCAAGCUGUAAAUUUCUACUUAACAUUUAUGCGUAAAAGUAAAUUUACAAAUAAAUUAAUAUUCAGAGAUAUUUUGGAAUUUCUUAUGAUGAAAUCUAAUGGAACAGAAAUAUUGGAUUGUUUCAUUGAAUCGCUUUGGGAUGAAUUUCCUUAUAUAACAGAAUUGGAUGCAUAUUUAAAAGUCUUACAAAAAAGUGAUUGGAAUGUGAAGAUACUAAGUGUUGCAGCACAAGCUACUUUGAGAGUUUAUAAAAGACUCUAUGAGGAGUGUGAUAAUAAUGAUCAGUAUCCCGCACGUUUGAGUAAAUUUCUUUUAAAACUGCCUACACUUUUGAUGUUACUUAAGGACAAAUGGCAGAUAAGAGGAAUUCUGUCACACGUCUACUCUAUAACAGAUUUUGAAAAAGCUCAAUUUACAAUCAAGGAGUUUCCAAUUGCUGCAGACAGAUAUGUUAAAUAUGCCCGGCGAUACUUAAACAAAAAUGGUGAAGAUUACUCAAUUAUUCACAAUACAUCGCACAACAUGUUCCAGUUGAUGUAUUACUUUGAUAUGCACGAAGAAAUGGAAGAAUUUGCAGAUGAAGUGUAUUCAAAAUAUCAAGAAGUGGUGCCUAACUUAGAUCAGCUAACGUCGACCCAAAUCGUGAAGUUCCAGAACACUUUAGUUAUGCUUUUAAACGCAUCGAAUAUUCCGUCAGCUAUAAAUGAAGAAAAAUUAUUUGAACUUUUAAGAUCCUUGCAGCCUCAUCUUUACGAAUCAAAUACAUUUCAAGAACUAUCUGCUAAAUUUAAUUGCUUCUUAGAACCAUUUGCAUUAGGAAUUUAUUCUGCUGUUUGUAUCCGUAUCCUCUCCGUGAUAAGUAUUCAAAUGACUACUGAUGAUGCUAAAAUUGAGAAUGCUGUACUACUACAUCAAGUCUAUCCAUUUAUGACUUACCUUAUUAAACGUUUGGAAAAUUCAAAUCAUUCAAAUGAAACAAUUGUUUUUAUAGAAGCGGCAAUUGGAGUCCUGUGUGACCUUUACAUUAAUUUUAAAUUCGAAUUGGAACGAUAUGUCUAUCAUAUUUUAGUGAAUUCUGUAAAUCUUCAUGCUUUCGAAGCACCUAAAGCUAGUAAUGACGAUCGACUCCGUCAGCUGGAAUUACAAGGGAACAUUCUGAAAAGCUUCAAUUCGAUGCAUAAAUUUGUUGAUAUUCCUGUGGCCAUUACAUGGAAGAUUGCUAUUCAUUUCGGAAUGGUACAAAAGUUUGACACUGAACUUACUGAGCUGAUGGACAUUCUCUUGGAAUAUAACUCGGAGAGAUUUCAAAAGCCAUCAUUGUUUGCCUACAUUAUUCCUGUGGCUAUAUUCAACUUGUACCAACGUCAGGUACCGCUUCAUAAAUUUCAGAAAGCAUUAAGAGCUCAUAAGAAUUAUGUUGAGGAAAAAAUCAAAGAUGGUACAGAUCGUAUAAUGAAAAUUCAUAUUGUUCUUACAAUGGUGGAUAUGAUUGAGAGAUCAAUAAAAGCUGGGGAAUUCAAUAUUCAACCGAAUAGAAUGGAAUUACUUUCGAAUAUGAAUAUUCUUCUAACGGACAUCUAUCAAAAGGAUUCGAAUCUAAUUUUAACUCAGACAAGAAGAUUGGAAGGUCAUGCUUUAACAGCUAAGGAACAUCAAACGCUGACAUCGUUUCAAGAACAACUUACUUAAAUUUUUGUAUAGUUUCAGUUUUUGUUAUUUAACAACUACAUUUUUUUUUAUUUAUAUUUACUAUUUUUAAGUUAUUAUUACUAUUUAUUUCGUGAUGAUUAAAGAUCAUAAUACUAUUAACGAA